Molecule: messenger RNA, 4872 nt
Organism: Schistosoma turkestanicum
Lineage: Eukaryota; Metazoa; Platyhelminthes; Trematoda; Strigeidida; Schistosomatidae
Source: the annotation of a GenBank genome assembly
AAAAAGGAUAAAUAAAAUAAAUUGGAGAAUUAAAUUUAAAUUCGUUAUUUUGUUGCUAAACAAAAAACAUUUUGUGAAUAUUUUUCUCACGAUAAAGCAUUGAUUAUGGGUUGAACUUUGAGCGCAAUUUUGUCGAACGCCUGCUGAUACUACUACUGUUACUACUACUACUAUGAUAGAUUGGCUAACAGUAUAAACAUACAAUCACGCAAACCGACAACAGAAAUAAUAAUAAUAAUAAUGAAAGAUGUUACCUUUUAAUUCCCCAAAACAUGGAUCAUUAAUCUGUAAAUUCAAAAUCAACACUUUCAUGAUAGUGCAUGAUAGGUUGUAAAAAAAUUUAUGAAAAUGUAUAUAAAAUGCAAUGUUCACCUGUGUAUUGGUCUAUUUUUCUGUACAUAUCUUGUCAAUGGUAUAGCGUGCAAUGAAUUUGUUGAGAUCCAUGAUCUACCUAAAUUUAUCAUGGAACCAAUCGAUCGAAUCUAUUAUUCACCUAGUCAAUUGUCUAUAUCACAAUUUAUUCCUAAAUUUCAUUUGUAUGCAUUGAUUGCACCAAGAAAUGCAACUAUUCAACUUGGUGCUGUACAUAAAGACAAACCAAAUUUGAUUAUCUAUUUGCCUACUAUACAAGAAUAUUCUACCGAAGCCUAUUCAAUGAGAUUUGCUCAAAUCUAUGCCAAAAUCCAAUCAAUUUCAUUGCAUGAUAAUUUCGCACAGUUAAAUGAUUUCAUUUCAUUUAGCAAUAACAAUGUUCAUAGUAGUAUCAGUAGUAUUAGUAGUAGCAGUAGUAAUAAUAAUAAUAACAAUAAUAUUCUUAUCAAUAAUAAAGAAAAUAUAAAUCUUUGGUCCAUUGUUGUAUAUAAUUUUUUGCCAGAUAUGAAAUUACUAAUUUUAGCUACUACAAAAUAUGGUACUAUUUCUAGUCAUUUAAUUGAAAUGAAAACAAGUGUUCUUCCAGAGUUUCCACCUCAUUCUGAUAAAUAUUUAUCACUUCUUAUUGGGAAUACAGCAAUGGUUACAUGUCAUUUACCAUUGUCACAACCAUCAUUACCUACAGUAUACUUUUAUCAUAAUAAUAUAAAAUUAGAUUUAACACAAUCUGAUCGAUAUAGUUUAAUUUAUAUCGGUGGUGAUGAUUCUGGUCUACCAUGGGAAACACGUUCAUACAAACCGCAUUUUAAACAAGAAUAUGACAAAACACCUAAACCAAGUGCUGUUGUAUUGCUAAUUCAUUCCCUACAACUUUCUGACACUGGACAAUAUUAUUGUUCAGUUAGCUUAUUUGAUAAAACAGUUUCAUCCAAUCAGAGGACUCAUCUGGUUGUUACAAAACCGAAUGAAAAAAUCCGUACACAUUUAAGAUUUUCAUCGGAUGAUUCUGAUUUAUCCUAUUUGUACAAUACUAAUAACGAUGAAACUCAGUUCAAUGCUGUUGUGAAAACAACUCACCGGAAUGACAAUACAUCAAAUACAAUGAAAGAAAUAAAAAUUUAUGAAAAUACCAAUUUGACGUUAUUUUGUAUAUUUGAAAGUGCGCCGGUUGUUUCAACACGUUGGUAUUAUGAAGGAUUUAUGGAUAAUAUUGAAAUUAAUCAAAAAUUUGGAGUAUUAAUCAUUAAAUAUGCUAGAAUGGAAAAUGCAGGUAUUUACACUUGUUCAGUGGAUAAUUCUCAUGCAAAGUUGAUUGGAAAAUCUUUUCGAAUUGUAGUAUUAAGAUCACAAUCAUCGACCAGUUCAUUAAAUCCAAAAGUAAUCAUCACUGAAAUCGGUCAACAGGUCAUACUAAAUUGUAACAACAAAUCACAAACAAAUAAUGUCAUUAAUGAACAGCCUAUACCAUUUCCAAAAUUACCAACACGUGAUGAAUGGCAGAAAUGGGAUUUCAAUGAACGAAUCAAUCAGUCAAAAUACCACAACGCGAAUCGAUAUGACAAAAGAAAGCCAAAUUAUUCACCAUACAGAAGAAAUAAAUGGAUUCAUAAUGGUCAAUUUGUCAAAAUUAAUCAAGCUGAAAAUCAUUAUGAUUUUGAAGAUGGAUCACUGAAAAUAACAAAAAUUACAAAAUCCGAUACAGGAAUCUAUCAGUACAUGCAAAUUAACGACUAUACCAAUGGUAUUAAUGCUAAUAGUAAUGAGAAUGAAUAUGGUGGAGAAUCAGUCAGUUGUAAAUUUUAUAUUCAAUUAAACAAUGAAAAAUUUGUACAUAAUGAAACUGGUGAACAACUCAAAACAAUUCUCGAAUAUACAUCUGAAGGUUUAACUGGUCAUUUGAAUUGUAAUCUAUCUUCAUUGCUUUUAACGGAAACUGAUCAAAAUACAAGUCAUGUAUAUAAUCAAUAUCAAUGGUCAAUUUUAUGGUAUCGCAGUGUAUCAUCCAAUGAACCGCUUAAUAUUGAAUCCAUUAAUAAAGCAUCUGGUGGGAUUAAAUAUAUCAUUAGUAAUGUGAAUGAAUACACUCAAAUUCUAAGUAUUGUGAAUCCGAAAAAGAUCUCAGACGAUGGUCAAUACAUUUGUAGAGUUUACAAUACAACAACUGGAAAAUUGUUAGGUGAACAACGAUUUCAAUUAAUCAUUGGUGAAUCAAACAAUGGCGACGAUACACAUAAAAAUCUUCUGAAACAUGAAUCAUUUGAGCCCAAAACAUUAUCAUCAGCUAUUUCAUCAGUAAAUCAAAAUCAGAAUGAAUUAUCCGUUGAAACAAAAGAAAAAGAAUUAUAUUUAAAACAAACUAUUCCUGUUGAAAAACCACAAAUCAAAGUAUCACGUCCAAUAGUGAAACGACUGGCAAAUUUUACAAUGGCUCUUCACAUUAAAUGGAUUGUUUAUAAUAGUCCAAUGAAAGAAUUACAUUAUCAAUUGGGUAUAAAAUAUUUAGGACGCAGUCGACAAACUCGAUCACCAAUGAUAUUAUUUCCUAAUGAAUAUAAUGCAAAUGUAAAAAAUCAAUCCAAUGUAGAUGAAGAAGAGGAAUUUUCAGUUCUGCCAAAUAUUUAUGAAAAUUCAAGUAUUAUAUUAGAUUUACAUGAUGUGUUUCAACCACAAAACUCUUACAGUCUACGUGUACUUGUUUUAGAACAUCAACUAUGGAGUCCUUGGACAGAACCAGUAAAUUUUGAUAAUAUGCUUGAUACUACUUUACAAAUUAUAUCAUUAGUAGUGAAUAAUAUAACAUGUCUUUAUGUUGAAUGGAUUUACAUACAACCCAAAAAUAAUUCAUUUACAAUCGAUAUAAACAAUAUGAAAGAGAUGAAAUUCACAAUUAUCUAUCGUAAUUUAUCCGGAAAUCCAAAUGAAAGAAAAUCUUUACUAGAAUUAUGGACUGAAUUUAGUAGAUUAAACGAUGCGAAACAAUUUCCAAUUGAUUUAUCAACUACAAGCAAGAAAGAAUUCGGUGAUUUACAUUUCCAGCAAAUCAUUGGUGAUAGUUCAUUAAAAGGUUAUUUACUGGAUGGAUUACAACCGAAUACAACAUAUGCAGUAUCUGUUUAUAUUGAAGUAACAAGAGUUUAUCAUGGUCAACAUCAGAAAUACUUCACUCGUUUAAGUAACGAAGCUGUUCAAAAAACACUCUCUCAUAUAAUUCCAUUGUCAAAUAAUAAUGAAAACAGUUUUACAAUGGAAAAUGCAACUGAAGAAAGUACAAAUACAAUUGAAUCUUCAUCUAUCUAUUCACAUAUUGAUUCCGAUUCAACUGUCAAUGAAUUAUCCCAAUUUCAGUUGGAUAGAUUCAAUUCAACUUUAUCGCCUACAACACUUUCUGAUUAUGCAGGAAUUAAUAGAACUAUGCUGAAUUCUUUACAAAAUAACAGCAACAACAACAUAAAUGUGAACAAUAGAAAGGAAAUUUUACGUGAUUAUUCACAACCAACUAGUUUGGCAUAUGCCGCCAGUUCAAUUUAUCCAUUUAUUACAAAACUAGAUAAUCCUGUUAGUAUACCUUUAAUAGGAGGAUAUCAAGAACCUAUUCAACAUUCAAUCCAGUCAGGAUUAAUCCCGAACGAUGUAAAUUCAUUUUAUACAACUGUCCCACCAUUUCGACAUUUACAAUAUCCUUUCAAUGGAAGCCUAUCAAUGAAUCCAUCAGAUUAUAGCAUUUUAAAUCAACUCAAUAAUAUGUCUGUCAAUCAAUUAAAUCAUAAAAAGUUUAUUCAACAGUUGGAUUUUAUAAAAAAUCUUCAAUUAUUUGAUAAACAAUCAAUAUUUCCCGGAUCAAAUCCACUUGGUUAUUUUUCUACACCAUUUUCGACAUAUACAGACAAUCUGACAGCUACACUGACCUUACAACAAUGGACAGAAUUAAUGAGUAAACCGGAAACUAUCGAGCAAAGCAAUGCAAAACUAGCCAAAGAUCCAUAUAAGAAAUUCGAUAGUAAAACAAAUUUAAAACAAUACGAUGUACAAUUAAACAAAACAGAACAACAAAAUCUAUGCUAUGAGAAUAAUAGACAGCAUAAAAGUCCAAGAGAAAAUCUAAGUUCCAGUUUUGCCGACAGUGGAGUUGACCUACCAAAUACUAGUAAUCUUGAAGCAGAUUCACUUGAACAUAAUUCAAAUAAAAAUGACAGUUCAGAGGAAAUUCAUACAAGACGAAUGAGUUUAAUAAGGCCCAUUGAAAGAGUUUCAUCAGGACCAUAACUAAUCUGAAUUUGUGUUAUAGCGAAUUCAUACAAAAAAGAGAGAAUAUCAAUGACCAUUAAAACAUCUACUUGUAGACAAGUAUAUCUCUAUCUUUCUUCAUAUACAUAUAUUUAUAUAUAAAUAAGUUUAAUUCAUCUAGGUACUUGAUUAUGUAAAUUUAUUUUAUAUUAUGAUACCUCAGAAAAAGAGGACUGUUCAAUCAUUUAUUUAUAUAUAAAUAUAUAUUUAUUUACA